CGGAUUGAAACAGAUUGUUCGACUCCACGGGUCGCAAUGGCUACUGCACCGCAAGGACAACAAGUUUUGCUGUUCAGUUAAACAAGUCCUAUGUGACGAACACGACGGACGGAAUCGUCUAAGCCACACUUUUUAAUGUGAGACACUCGUUGGAAAACAGAAAAAUGUCCCAGGGAUGUAUAACUUCUGUGGAGGAGAUCCAGUCUUGGUGGGAAGUCCCCGCCAUAGCGCACUUCUGCUCUCUCUUCAGGACGGCGUUCAAUUUACCAGACUUUGAAAUCGAGGAACUUGAGCAAGCACUACUGAAACAUGACCAAGCAUUCCUCUCAGACCUCCUCUGCUCCCUGCUGAAAGGAUGUUACCAGCGCAGCGACAUCACGAUUCAGUCCUUUAGCAGUUACCUGGAAGACAUUAUCAAUUACCGCUGGGAACUGGAAGAAGGGAAGGCCAAUCCACUGAAGGAGCACCAGUUUGAAGAGCUGCCACCCCGCACACAGGUGGAACUCUUGCACAGACUCUGUGACUAUCGUCUUGAUGCUGCUGAUGUCUUUGACCGGCUCAAGGGCCUGGAUGCAGACAGUUUACGUGUUGAGCCUCUGGGCCAGGAUGGGAACGGGGCCCUCUAUUGGUACUUUUAUGGUACGCGGCUAUUCAAAGAGGAGCCAGUUGAAGCAAUGUCUCCCCAAUACAGUGAGAGUUAUGACAAAGUGACUGAAAAGAAAAGAAGAGGGAGGCCACCAAAGAAGUCUGAAGAUAGACUGGCCAUGGAGGAGGAGGGGGAAGACUCUGUGAAGGAAGAGGAUGAAAGUAUUGAGGAGCCCAAGCCUGCAAUAGAGCGUGAGCGUGGGGCCUGGUCUCUGGUGUGUGACACAGAGGAGCAGUGGGUCAAUCUGGCCGAAAGUAUUAAGGACAAAAUCUCUCCUCAGGACCGGCACCUGUACCGUAUUAUCACUCAAAACUUCCUGCCUGAGAUCAGUAACAUGAUUGAACACAAGGAGAAAGAGAUCAAGCAGAAGGUACUGAAUCCGCUCAAGGAACACAACAGUCAUCACCACACUGAACAAAAUGGCAGUAAAGAGAAUGGGCAGACACGAGCCACAACUGAGGUGGACAAGCAGAGGGAGGAGGACCUGGAAAGGCAAAUCCUGCUCGCUGAACAACGGAAAGAAGAAGAAAGACUGCUUCAGGAAGAACGGGAGAGAGAGGAACAGGAGCGAGUCAAAGCUGUUGAGGAGCGUGCACGUAGAAGGAAGCAGCGAGAGGAGAAGGCCUGGUUGCUCUCUCAAGGAAAAGAACUUCCCCCUGAACUGCUGAAUCUGGAGACUUACUCACCUAGUCGCCGAGCACGUCGCACCAAAGAGCUUUAUGAUAUAGAUGAUGAUUACACUGCUCUCUACAAAGUGUUGGAGGCCCUCAAAGUUCACAAAGAUGCCUGGCCUUUCAUGGAGCCUGUUGAUGAGUCUUAUGCCCCCAACUAUCAUGAAAUCAUACAGACUCCAAUGGACCUGUCCACCAUUGAGAAAAAGCUGAAUGAUGGGGAGUACAUUGCUAAGGAUGAGUUUGUGGCUGAUGUAAAGCUUAUGUUUGAGAACUGCCUGGAAUACAAUGGAGAAGAGAGUGAAUACACAAUAAUGGCUGAGUCCUUGGAACGCUGCUUUAGCCGGGCCCUACUGAAGCACUUCCCUGCUGAGGAUGGCAACACGGAUGAGGAGUUUCACGUGAGCAGUGAGGACCGGGACCGCAAGGAUAAGAAAAAGAGCAAAAGUCACAAACAGUCUGGUCCUGAGAGCUUGAUCAGAGCCACUGAGCAAGUUCAAAAACGCAAAACGUGCAAUAGUGGAAAGGGAAAUAAUCAGCAAGAAGACAAACCAAAAUCUACUUUACAACACCCUCCCCCACACUACAUCAAUGGUCCCCCACAUCCUCAUAACAUCUACCUAGGACAGCAACAGUCUGGCAUGUUACAUCCUGUUCAACAGUUUCAACAACCUGCAGGUCCUUUGGGACCAGGAAUGUAUGCUCAACGAAUGAUGAUUGACCCCCAGUAUCCAUAUCCUGGACAGAGACCCCUCAUGUCCAGGCCACAGGUGGAUCAUGGAACUCGGCAUAUACAUCACUACAACAUGCAGGGUUCCCACAUAAAUGGUCCACAUCUUGGUCCUAGAUACCCAAUUGGACUUGAUGGUCAACCACUACAACGUCCACAUCAGCAACAUUCUUAUCCUGGUCCUACUCAUGGUCCUUCUCUUGGCCCAAGACCAAUGGCCCUUCAGCCUGGAGGCCUCUGUGCCCCUCCACCUGAAGGUAACAUGUACCCUUCACGGCAACAUCCAGAAGGGCAGUCCAUGCAGCCUGUGGGGAACCGGUAUCCCAGGCCAGGUGUCCCAAUGCAUAGUUCCUACCCUCUUUAUGGCCACCAUAGCAUGAAUGUGCCCAGGAUGUGGCCACCCAUGAACAAUCAGGGGCAGCAGACACCUGGUGGACCUAUGAUGCAAGAACAGAGUGCAAUUAGCCAGCAUCCAUACAAUAACAACAUGAUCCGUCCUCCACACAGUACUGGUUAUGCAGUGACAAAUGGUCAAUAUAGAAUGCCCUCUGUCAGCUCCCAAAGUCCCACUGGCCAAAGACAACCAGGGGCUCCUCAGGUAUUAAGGCCACAUUUGGCUUCCAUGCUUGAUAGUCCAGAGAUGAUUGCCCUCCAGCAGCUCUCGGCCUCAUCGUCUCAUCCUGUUGAGAACUUUCAGCCCACUCCACAAUGUGGUGGUAAUGCUUUAGCUUCUGCUGCUUUGUCUUCUCCUGAAAACCAGCUCAUCAGGCCUUCUAGAGAUGGUGCUACAGACAUCCAACACACUCACAUAUCCCCCAAAGGUUCAAGUCCAAAAUCUGGUGAUAAACGGUCAACUGGAGAAAAUGCCUUGACUGGAGCUGACAUGCGUUCUCAUGCUAAUCCAACAGAAAAAUCUGAGCAACCACCUCUAGGAACAGCUCCGGCAUCAGUGUCCAAUCCAAGCACAGAAGGUCCCAGUCAGAAUGAAGAGAAACAUAAACCGUCAAAUCUAGAGAAAAUCCACAACAGUGACCACCCAAAUUCUCAAACCCAGCCAGGUCGCCCACAGCAAAAAUCUGUGAAUGACUCUUCAUUACCCCUAAAUGGUCCUCAGCUAGUGCCUCAUAAAACCCCAGAUGAAAUUCCCCAGUAUCCCUCUCAACAAAUCCAUAAACAUGUUCCACCACAAUUUAUUCAGAAUGAUUCUCAACGACAGUCUCAGAAUGUUCCUUCACAUAUUCUGCAGAAUCUUUCUCAACAGAUGCCACAAAAUGCAUCUCAUCAGUAUCCACAGAACAGCUCACAGCAAAUACCACACAAUGGACCAGUCAGAGGGCCACAGGCAGGACCUCUUCAUGGAAUGCCACAGAUUCCACCUCAGGGGGGUCAGCCCGGUGUUCAUCAGCCUGCUACCCUCAGCUCUUUACCUCCUAGCCACCCUGUAUCGCAUCCACUUGCUCAACCCUCUCCAGCUGAUCAGGGAGACCAAAGGCCUUGUGAGCCUACCAGCAGGAAAGUGUCAAGUGGGAGUACAGCCUCCAAGGAUAGUAGCAAUGCUGACAUGAGGAAUUAUUGUGCCAGUGGGCUUUACAAACCACAGCCCUUCAGUCCAGAGUCACAAACCCAACUAGGAAGGCAGGAGCUAGCACCCCUUCACAAUCAGGCUCCUCCAAUACACACUCAGGGUCCAGAGAGUAACACUGUGACCCAAUACGGUGCAACUGAGCCAGCACAUCAACACUUUGGCCCACAGAUGGGUAGAGCAUUACACCAGCCAAAUCACCAGCCUUACCCAAACCAGGGACCACCAUCACAGGGAAAUAACCCUCAUCAAAAUCCUGCACACUAUCCUGCUUAUCACCAGCAAGGUGUUCCAUACCAGUAUCGCAUGGCCAUGCAGCAUCCUCAAGGCCAAUCCAGCAUGUAUCCUCAGUUCCAUCAGCAGCAGUUCUAUCAGCACUCCCGACAUGGCAGACCUGGAUUUCCAUCUGAGGAGUGGCCUAGACCUCCAUACCAGCCUCAGCACCCAAUGAUGCCCAGUUCUUACCCAUCACCAUCCAUUGGAAGUUUUAAUGGUCGACACAAGGACAAUAGCAUGUCUCCACAUGGCUCGGAUGGAUCUGUUGGGAGCUUAAUGUCACCUAGUCCUUUACCCGAUCGGUCCCAUAGCAGUGCGUUGGAAAACAGAGAGGAUGGCAGCCCUUCCAAGCAGGCAAGGAGUGAAGAGCCUUCUGAACGGUCUGAGAGCCCAAAGGAGAUCUUGGACCUGGACAGCCACAAUGCUACAGCCCGACAUCGUACUUCAGUUCAGCCACACCCCAGUUUCCCAUAUGGGCCUCGAGGCAUGCAUCCCAGCAUGCAGCAGAGUGGUGCUCCUCCACCCCAUAUGGUGGCAAGUGGGCCGUAUUCUGGUCAGCAGUUUCCCAGUGGACAUUUUGCACCACAGCAUCCUCAUCCACAUUUGAUGGAAGCUUUACAGAGGCCCCAGCACCUGCCUUUCUCUCCAGGCCAAACUCGCAUGGCUAUGUACAGGCAUCCAAAUGUUGCAGGUCACUUCCAGGGGAUGAUGGUUCCUCAAAGAUCAGUGGUUGCAGAACACUUACUUCGCACUGGGCACCAGAUGUUGGGUACAGCAUCUCCCAGUGGCCCAGGUAAUGAACAAGGAGUAUGAAAAGUGGGAUUUCAUUGGAAACUCAAGGAAAAUUAAUACCUUUUACAACACUGUUACAUCCUGAAAUAUACAGGAAAAUGGAGACCACAACAAAAAUUAGGAAGAUUGUUGAUGUGAUCAUUUGCUGAAAAAGGCAAGUUAUUUUAUCAAUUGAAGUCCUGAUCCUUAGACAUGCUCCACUACCCACCUAGAAGACUUUUUUGAGACACUGAUAACCCGUCCUCGUCUGGACUAGGCACUCCUUGUCAGUGAGGAGGGAAAGGAACAACUCGCAGUACCAAGAGGUGGGACCAUUGACCAAGGAAAAGCUGUGAAUCUUCAGUCCUGUUUAUUGUUCCAUAAUACUGGUCUACAGCUUUUAUUCUCAGCCUGGAAUAUCUCUUUGGCCUCAUUCCCUACAAAGGAACAACAUUUCUAGUCUCCUUUGCAUGGGCUGUUACUUAGGAAGUAAAUAAACUGAAUUUUUUUCCAGUCCAUGAGAAUAGCAAGAUGUGAUUUACCAGUUUGUGUUCUGGUUCAAAGUUAAGCUCAGGUGUAGUAAAGAAGGUACUGAGACUACUGGAGCUUUUUUCAAGCUCAGUGGACAAACUAGACUCUGUUACCUUUGUGUACUUGUUGAAUGUUCUGUGAAAGAUUUUAGAUGUAGUAGUAGUAGUAGUAACUCAAUUUAAGGAAUAUAAGAUUAAUCUUCAGCUCCAAUAGGAAACACCACACUUAGAGUGUUUUAAUGAGGUGAUGUUCAUCUCAACUAAAACACAGUAUCCACUUGAUUUCUGGUGAGGUGCAUUCUUUUAAUGCCGCUUCAAUUUAAAGAUUGUCUUUGGCAGAGAACUUGGCUGCUCUAUUUAUGCACUAGGAAUAGUCUUUCAUACUGGAAUUAGUGGCCUUGAGCAUAAAUUAGAUUUGUGCUCCUUUGUAUGGGACUAAAUUCUAACGUUUCACUUGUUGUCUUGUUCCUUAUUGAUGUGUCUUGCUAGUUUAUGUGUGCACAGAAUGAACCAGAUUUCAGAUACUGAGGUAGCCAUCUUUCACCUCUUAAUAUAUCUACACAGUCUUCUAGAAAUCCACGGCUUUUGGGAUUCCUUGAAGGCUGGUUUAUUAUCACUGGCCAUCAAUCUUAAAAUGUUUUUUUUUUUUUUACAUAUUGGAAUGUAUAUUGAAUUUUUGUCACAAUUGACAACCAGCUGGAGUCGCAAUACUAAAAAUGCAUUAGAUGAGAGAAUAUAUAUCAGCCUUAAAACUGACUUGUAAAAGUACCACUGUUGCUCCUUUUAUCAAAUGGGAGAAAUGUGGAUGUGCUCAUAUUUUACAUGAAUGCGUCCUCUUUUAAUUCAGUGUACUGAAUGUGUCCUCAGGGUGUAGUGGUUUUAAUACGGGUAUUGUCAAUAGAAUAUUCAUUGAAAAAAUUGCCAUGAAAUGUCACUGGUUAACUUAAAUUCAUCUGUGAUCUUCAGUAUAGACACAGGAACCAGGCAAGCAGUACUUGGGGUUAAUGGUGUUUGUUACACUGUUCUUUGAAAUUACUCUAAUAUUUGUUUUAAAGUUUUUUUUUUGUUUUUUUUUGUUUGUUUGUUUUUAUUGGGGGAAGGAAGGAUGGACUUUUCCAUCAUUUUGGAAAAGUUUGCUUUGUUCAUUUUAAUUGCUUCUACUAUUGUCCUGCACUAAAUGAAUUGCUUUGAAUAUCUGCUUGUUUUUUUUAUGUGUCCUCUUGGUCUGUCUGAAUUACUAUUUUACUCGGCUCUUGUCGACAAACCAUUAAAAAGAAACCACAAUUCGUGAGAAUAUGGCAGCAAGAAUAUCUACCUCAUAAUGCCAGAAUGUGGCACAUUCUCCAAUCCCUUCACAUGCAGAGAUCUUUUUUUUUUUUGUCACUUGUUUGUAUACUUCAAUAUCCUUUUUCAUGAUUUACAGCUUGAUCCGAACAUCAACACUAUAUAUAGCCUUAAUAUGUUCACUUGCAAAACCGAAUGGUAAUUAUUAAUUUAUCAGUACCAAGUUUGAACAUGAUUAAAAUAUCUGCAUUCCACUUUUUGAUUGUUGGUGUUUACAACCAUAAGUGAAAUGAAGGCAACAUCCUAGGUUCAAAUUUUUGCCCUCGUUGUGCCAUUUUGUGGAGUCCACACAUUGAAGUGGAAAAAAAGUUGUACACCUUGUACGAAGGAUUUUACAGUGAUUUUUGUGGUACACUGAGAUAAUUUUCCCAGAAACCUGUGAUGGUGCAAAAUGUCGUACAGUAAUAUUUCAGUGUUUUUGUGGACAUGUGAACCGUUUAUGUAUUUUAUGAACUAGGGAUAUGGAAAUACUAGCAGCUGUGAGAUGACAUGGACAUUGUCCACCAUUUUGUAUCAGUCUUUGCUAAUAAGUGAAGAUGUAUCACUUUAGCAGGCUGUCAGAGGACUGUCCUACUCCUAUGUAAAGGAAUUAUUUAGAUGUAAUGGACUACAGGAAUGUGUUGGUUUUGCUGUGUACAUAUGUUUUUUAUUUUAUUUUAUUUCACUUAUUGCUGGGUAUUGGGCAACAGAUCUGUAUCUCUUCAAAUCCACCCUUCAACAUCUCUGCUGUCAUCUGUUCUGCCUGUACUAGUUAAGAAAGUAGUUGGUUAAAUGUGAAUCAUAUUUAUUUGCUCUUAUGUUUUGUAAAUUUUUGUCUUUUUUUAAUAUAAAUGUGUUCUCAUGUUUGUUUUGAAACGGUUCACUUUACCUCAGUAGUGAAGAUGGCAUCCAAAACGACACCUGUAACUUUCAUUAUGUGAAGUUUACAAGUUCUUUCCUGACUGACAUUAUUAUUUUGGAAAUGGACCGAAGUAUUUUCUAUACUGUACAUUUCUUAGAAUAAAUUACGUUUCAUUA
Sinocyclocheilus anshuiensis is the source of this 7567-nucleotide messenger RNA. Its product is annotated as cat eye syndrome critical region protein 2-like. Gene Ontology annotation, cellular component: CERF complex. Bases 165 to 4718 code for a protein of 1517 amino acids. Gene Ontology annotation, molecular function: protein binding. Gene Ontology annotation, biological process: chromatin remodeling; single fertilization. NCBI's taxonomy places the organism in Eukaryota, Metazoa, Chordata, Actinopteri, Cypriniformes, Cyprinidae. The transcript is spliced from 19 exons. The record is from RefSeq and is a predicted model, not a curated record.